Messenger RNA from Alternaria metachromatica, 546 nucleotides. RefSeq lists its product as uncharacterized. The record is from RefSeq and is a predicted model, not a curated record. Lineage: Eukaryota; Fungi; Ascomycota; Dothideomycetes; Pleosporales; Pleosporaceae. The transcript has 2 exons. The coding region runs from base 1 to 546 and encodes 181 amino acids.
AUGACAGACCUCAUCAAUCUGUCAGCAAGAUACGUCAUCAAAACUGAUCAGUUCGGAUCAGAAAAUGCGCUCGCAUCUACUCCAAACAAUGACACCCUCGUUCUAGAGUCUGUCUCAAGUGACACGACUCAGAGUCAGCUAUGGUACUUCGAAGAGACCGAACUUGACGACUACUACCGCCUGCACACCGAAGACAAAGGCAACGGCAACUCUCUCAGCACGUAUAAUUACGAAGGAAGCCAGACAACAGAUUUGCGCUUCCGCGCCAACGAGAACAUAGACGCACAGUACUGGCGACUGGAAGUACAAGGCGACGGAAGUGUCAAAGUCAGCAAUAGCCGCGCCGGCUCGGAGAGUUAUCUCGAUGUCGAAGAUGGGAGCCUGAAGCCAUUUCUCGCGCAAGGAGAUUCGGGCAAUGGGGAAUGGACACUUAGCACUUUUGGCGCUGCUGCGGCUACACCCACUCCUACCGUCUCCACCUCCUCUGAUGCUACGACCACACCGGCAUCGCGGUCGGUGGUGCAGCAGGGCUUUUGGCAAUUAUAG